AUGGUCGCCCAGACGCCUGAUCCUGCAUUCCCCCCUGUCCAGGAACUGUCGCUGACCGUCAGCGCAGAUAUAGAGAUCCACCGCCUCUGGAAGACCAUCACCGAGAUCCUCUCCCAGCGGUUUCACGCCACCCGCAUCACCCUCUGUCUACCUCAGGAUCCCACGGCCGUCUCGUCCUCGAUCGAAAACAACCUCCAUCAGAGCCGUCCUUGGGGUCUCAAGGCCCACUGGGACUACAAGUAUCACUUCCUGGAUGAAAACACUGUUACGCCCAAAGACGAAUUUGCACACCACCACCACCGACUCCAGAAAAGCGCGACACCGGCUUCUCAAGAUAGCAACCCAGCAGCGCAUCUACAUCAUCCUCAUCCCCAUCAGAGCCCUCGUAUCUCCCUCUCGUCGCUACCUCUCCCUUCGUCGUCAUCGUCGUCAUUCUCCUCCUCCCCCUCUUCCACAUCUUCCUCCUUCUCCAGGAGGCGAGCAGCACAAGCUCACAACAACCGGAGUAAUAAUCUCAACAACCAUAACAACAACAGCAACAAUCCUAACCCAAGCAACAAUCCUAACACCAGCAACAAUACUAGCACAAACAGCAAUAACCACCCCGUCUCCAAGGACACCUCGCCCAACAGCGACCACCACGACCUCCUCUCCCCCCAUGACGACAUUUCCUCUCCUACAGCAAGCAGCAGCAACAACAACAACAACAAAAACAACAAAAACACCAACAGUGCCACGACUAGCGCGCAUAGCUACAACAAUAUCCGAAGCAACAACUCCUCUUCUUCCAGUCGUCACCAUGUACGCCUCGAAUUCACGGCACACGAGCCCCCCUCUUCCUCCUCAUCCCUCGACUAUAUCCCCGACAGCAAGGACUAUCACGGCGACUAUUGGAGCAUUCACGCGCCGCUCGAUGCCGGAUACUCGUCAUCAGCCUCAAGCGCCUCCUCCUACUCGUCCUCGAGCAGUUCAGCCAUCAAACACUCGCGGUCAUCCCAUCUCAGAGCCUACGGCAUCCACUCCAACGGCACAGAAUGCUUUUCCAACCUCCAAUCGCUCGAAUACGACCCUGAACCCCUCCUGAACGAGCACACGAUCGACAGCAUCCUCCGCGCAGGGAAAACUGUUGUCCUCACCCGAGAGUACGUCGGCUCAAAAGCUAGCCGGAGGAGAAGUCACAAGGCCCGCCCGCCAUUCCUCACCGAUGACGACGACGACGACGAUGAGUCUUCCUAUACCGACACUGAUCCAACAACAACAGCUAGACGAAUGAAUGGAGUGGAGAUCGAGGUCGGCGGCGCUGUCAAAGCUCUUGGUCUACGAAAUAGCACCUCUGCGGCCACCUCGGGCUUUGAAAACGAUGCUGGUUCAGACAUGGAUUCGAGCUCAUCUCGUUACGACUCUGAGGGAUCGUAUUUUCCUCCUGUCGAGUCGGCCAUGUCAGGAGCAUUCAGCAACGCAGCCAACUUUGUCGCAGCCCAGUCCAAGGCAGGAUAUGCAGACUUUGUUCAGGGACUCAACCCAACCUGGUCACAGUCUCCGGCACCAUCGCCCAAUAUCAUCAAGGAAGACCCAACCAUUAACCCAUUCUUCUUCCAGCCAUUGACAUCCUAUCCUGCCAUGGACGACGACACAUUUGAUCCGCCCGACCCUUUAUCAGAGUCAACAGAGGACGACAACUGCAGUCCUUCGGAUCACAAGGUUCCUCAGGGGCGAUUUUGCACAUCUUCCAGACCUCCGAUGUCUACAGGAGAAUCGCAUGGACUGCCAUCCCUACCACCCCUACCCCCUCCGCCGCCUUCGGUCAUGGCCCAUGCCAGGUCGCUGAUCCAUGUCCCACUUUACCGCUCGACCGACCACAACAACCAGCGCUAUUUGCCCUCGGACAUCAGACAUCAUCGACCCCCAGCCAUGCCAGUCGCCAUUGUAUCGUUUCUUGCGGACCAAAUCCCCUAUCCACCAGAGGCGCUGGACAUCUUGACAGAGCUCAACCCAUUCUUGGCCAAUCAGAUCACAAAUGCACUUCGACUGGAGGAUAUGGUCGCCAGAUCAAAUCGAUGGGGCGAUCUCAGUACCUCUGGCAUAAGCGAAGGUUCCCGCACUAACGAGUCCUUUGCAGACUCAAUCAGGCGGAAGAUGAAAGACACCAACGACAUGGCACCCUCAGACCUUGCGACACCCAAAGCGGACCAUCCACCUGUCAACGGAAGAUCAGGACACACUCGGUCAAAACUGUCCCCUCUCUUUGGACAGUCGAACUCUGCGGACCCGGUCGUGCCAGCGUCAAUACCUCGGGAUGAUCCACUGUCGACGCCCACCAUCUCUUCGACCACGUCUUCAGCUGCGCCACCAAAAAGGCCUUCGCUGCGGAGGGACAUGCCUGAUGGUGACUUGUCCGUUGCGAUGGAUCGCAAGGUGGCUUCGACCAAGAGCAGCCGCACUAAACCCCAUGACGUUGACACCCGGAGCCCCUCCACAUUCACCAGCAUAGAGUCUGACACCACAGCUACGUCCACGCCAAACGACUCGCCCUUCAAUCCCUUCAUGCUCCAGUCGCCUGAUCCUGAACGGUUCAGCAAAGGCGAUUCCCUGUCUGAUGGCAAACAGCCUGAAUCUUUCUACAAUCUGGAUUCAACCACGGACGAGAUUCACCGCAGCCUCAACCUACUCAACCUAGACAUUACAGGAAGCGCCACUUGCCCUCUCGCGCCCCAGACUAAGCGUAUGCUUGGAAAGCAACAUCAGGGCACUAAAAGCACCCAGCAGCACCACAUUGACGGCGCAGUACUCAACAAUUGGGCGAAUGGUCACCGUCGAGCAGAGACUUCGCCCAAAAUGCCCGAAACGGAAGAGUCUGAUGGCCCGGAUGGGAUGUGGCAAACUCUCCGAGCAGAAGAGACUGACAAAAAGCCAGUAUCGCUCCCCAACCCACGCACGACAGAGAACGAUCUUGGUCUGGCAGGUCAGGAGUCUCCCUGUUUCGGCUCGAUCCACUCGGCAUCACCUUCCGGUACAUCAAAGCGUCAUCUUUUUUCAACUAGCAAACGCUCAGGUGUUCGAAGAAGACGCAAGAGUGUCAAAGACCAUGCGAAACUAUACCAGCCCCAAGUGCCACCAACAGAGAGCCCAGUCCCCAGUUCACCUUACACCCCCAAUAUGCCUGGAUUCGCCCCGCAUCAAUUCGGUAUAGCUUUGGAUCAUCCUGGAUCCAGCCGACCUGCAGCCUUUUCACCUGAACCCUCGCCUGUAGCUUCCCCAUCUGCGCACCACUCAAGGACAUUCGAUCGGGAAUAUCCUGGUCAGCUUGAGGCAGGAUCGUUCAAGUCGCAGUGGAAAGCACCAUCUCGGGAAGAGUUUGAAAAGGAGAGGGCACCGCUGAGCAGACAUGUGGAUGCCAUCGCCCAUCACGUCUUCACGCUCUCUCCACAAACAGGAUGUCUGACCUGGCUCAAUCAGCGGUCUAUGCAGUAUACUGGCAUCCCACUCCCGCACCUGCUCCACAAGCCAUGGACAGGCAUUCUUCACAAGGACGACGAGAUAAAGUUCCAACCGCUUUUCAAGGACAGCUUUGAGAAGGGUGAGAUGUUCAAUGCUCAGUACCGAGUGCGUCGAUUUGACGGUCAAUACCGUUGGUUCUUGGGCAGGGUGGUACCUGUUCGAGAUUGCAGUGGCCACAUUGUACAGUGGUUUGGAACCAGCACAGACAUUCACGACCAAAAAAUUGCGGAGCUUCAGUUGAACCGUCAAGUGGAACUGGAACUGAACGAGAAAAAAUAUCGCUUGCUGGCCGAGGCGAUUCCACAGAUUGUGUUUACGGCAGCUCCUCAGGUUGGCUUGACCUAUACCAACGCCAAAUGGUUCACCUUCUCAGGACAGGUCUUUGAGCAGGCUUCUGGACUGGGGUUCAUGGACCAUGUUCACCCGGAUGACCGCGCCAAAUGUUUCUUGCCGACCAACAUCUCUGAUGACGACAUCGGUCCUCCCUCGCUCAGCGAUGAAGACCCUGAAUACAAGCAAUCAACUUCCCCCGGAACAGCGUUUGGCCAGAGUCCUGGAGAAGUCUCGUACCAGACGGAGAUGCGCCUCUUGCGGAAGGACGGCAAGUACAGAUGGUUCCUCGUCAAGUGUAUCAGCGUCGAGGUUGUAGAGCAAGGUCGCAAGUGGUUUGGAACUUGCACCGAUAUCAACGAUCAAAAACUACUGGAGCACAAACUCAAGGAGGCCCACGACGCUGCCCAAAAGUCGACCGAGAGCAAGACCCGCUUCCUCUCCAAUAUGUCUCAUGAAAUCCGGACGCCUUUGGUCGGUAUUACGGGCAUGAUCAACUUUUUGAUCACGACAGAUCUGACGAGUGAACAGUUGGACUAUGUUCACACAGUGCAGCAAUCUGCAGACGCCUUGCUCUUGGUGAUCAACGACAUUCUAGAUCUCUCUAAGGUCGAAGCCGGGAUGAUGAAGCUAGAGAUGGAGCCAUUUAGUGUUCACGCCAUGACCGAAGGCGCGAACGAGCUCCUCAGUACUCUGGCUAUUCAAAAAGGCCUGGAGCUGGGAUUCUUGGUCGAGGACGAAGUCCCAGAGGUAGUUGUUGGAGACCGUGUGCGACUGCGCCAGGUCUUGAUCAACAUUAUCGGCAAUGCGAUCAAGUUCACGUCGCAUGGAGAAGUGUUCUCUCGCUGCUCAUUGGUGCCAGCCAAACCCAAUGCAGACCCAGAUGUGCUGACGAUCAAAUUUGAGAUUUCGGAUACCGGCAAGGGAUUUGAUGAGUCAGAGCGAGCGGUGAUGUUUAAGCCUUUCUCUCAAGUUGACACAUCUUCGACUCGGAAGCACGGAGGCACCGGUCUGGGACUAGUCCUAAGCAAGGAGUUUGUCGAGCUUCAUGGAGGAAAGAUUACAUGCGAGAGUGUCAAGGGUGAAGGAAGCAAGUUUUCGUUCACGUUUGUUGCUCGGGUUCCACCGCCUAAUGUCACUGCCAGGGCAACGACUCCCAUAGCCUCUGAGGACAUUAGAAUCAACGGCCUGAUGCAGAACUUCAACAAGCCAGCCUAUAGAGCCGCCAGAUUGCCUACGGGAACGGGAUCGGGAUCGGGAGCAGGAUCGGGAGUGGAAUCGUUUGCUGGCAAACCUCCGCUGAUGAAGGACUCAAAAAAGCGUGUGUCGGAUCCAGCCUUAUUGAAGCAUGUCACUGGACUCAAGUUGAUCCCAGGCGAGAUGUGCUUUGCGGAGCCAGACUUGGAGAGCACCAAGAAGGCGGCCACCAAGGCGUUGGAAUCGGCGACAAAGAAGAUCAAGCGAGGAGACUUUUUGACUGCAGACUUGACACUGGCUAUUGACGAGGAGGACCAGCCUGAGCAACGCUCCGCAGCGACCACAGCCUCAGCAACCACUACGACUGUCACCGCAACGACCGAGUCUCCUCCUGGAGAUGUUGCCACAGCAAUGACUCGUACAGAGUCCAUCCUUGACGACCGCCGCUACCUCAAAGUGGGUCAGCUUACUCCGUCCAAUCCUCCUGUGGGCGAACCACCAGCAGUAGCAGUGAUUGCUGCCAGUUUGCCCAACCCGGCGCUCGAUAUGAAGCUGGCGAUCCCGGCCAAAGUCUUGGAGAACAAGGCUCUUGUUGCUGAGAACAGGAAGGCGAAUGCGGCUCUGGCGAGUACGACUCGACCAGACGUUCUUCCCAUCUCUAAGAGCUCAUCAUCGUCGUCAUCAUCUUCCUACUCGGCAGGAUCCUCUAUCGAUUCAAAGCAGUCGUCGACGUCGACCGCCAACUCCUCCGUUGGGUCGCUGACGAACACUGCCGGCGUCACCAGCUCUACAGCCGCGAGCCAAGCUCCCGAACAGGCUCGAAUCCUUGUUGUAGCAGACCUUUUGCAUGCACGAGAGACGAUCUUGCACCUGAUCAAGCAACUGGUUCCUAAGAAACUCGACCCGCUGAUCGACGUUGCAACGGACUUGAAAGAAGGCGUGGAGUUUUUGGUCGGAGGACGCAAAGUAGCAACCAAGGCCGGCAAGUACAACUAUCUGGUCAUCAACCUGGCAUCUUACAUGUCUGUGAUGGACAUUUUUUCGGCUAUGCAGCAGGAAGGAGUCUUGGUGGAGCCGACUGUGGUAACUUGUGUAAUCACGACGCCGAUUCAACGAGCUGCGGUGAUGGAGGCUGUGAAGGUAGAAGAGGCCUCGAUGGAGAUUGCCAAAUCAUCCUUGGAGGCCUCGAUGCCCAAGGUGAUCCCUUCCAACAUUGAGUGGGUGUUCAAGCCUCUAACCAAGGCUAAGCUGCAUGUGGCAUUUGCCGAUAUUGUGACUCACCAGGAGACGCUUGCGAGCCCCAACGGAACCAUUGGUGGGGGUCUUGGAGGCGCUGUUGGCAAUGGCAAGAUGAGCGUGAAGCGGCGGACGGCGCAGCAGGUUGUGGUGAGCCAGAAGGAGAUUUUUAGCCAGAUGCAUGAUGCGAUGGAGGGCAAGAAUAUUCGGAUCCUGCUAGCAGAAGACGACCUUACCAACCAAAAAGUCAUUCGAAGAUAUUUCCAGAUGGUCGGGGCUGAGCUUGUCAUUGCCAACGAUGGUAACGAGUGUCUCGACAAGUUCAUGAGCCAGCCCAAAGACCACUUUUCUCUCAUUCUCUGCGAUUUGUUUAUGCCAGGAAAGGAUGGGUACGAGGCGACGAGGGCGAUCCGGCAAUGGGAGGACGAACAUCUGGAGGAUGGUGAAAGGCGGAUCCCCAUUGUGGCGCUGAGCGCCAACGUGAUGGCGAAUGUGGCGGAGCAGUGUCUAAGCAGCGGAUUCACGUCGUACCUCAGUAAACCUGUUGAUUUCAAGAGGCUGAGCGAGACCCUCCGCAGGCUAGUUCUCUAA
Linnemannia hyalina is the source of this 6852-nucleotide messenger RNA. The record is from the annotation of a GenBank genome assembly. NCBI's taxonomy places the organism in Eukaryota, Fungi, Mortierellomycota, Mortierellomycetes, Mortierellales, Mortierellaceae.